Anoplopoma fimbria (sablefish) is the source of this 2826-nucleotide messenger RNA. RefSeq lists its product as uncharacterized. Gene Ontology annotation, cellular component: egg coat. Lineage: Eukaryota; Metazoa; Chordata; Actinopteri; Perciformes; Anoplopomatidae. Bases 69 to 2681 code for a protein of 870 amino acids. The record is from RefSeq and is a predicted model, not a curated record. Gene Ontology annotation, biological process: binding of sperm to zona pellucida; prevention of polyspermy. Gene Ontology annotation, molecular function: acrosin binding; structural constituent of egg coat. The transcript has 13 exons.
UGAUCGUCCUCAUGUUCACCUGAGGCCUGUGCGCGCGCGUGAGCAAAGAAAGCAGAAGAAAUUCGACGAUGUUUUGCAAACAGAGAACAGAUAAAUCAACUUGGUUUUUAUUUGUUGUAAGCGUUUAUUUCCACACGUUUCGAGUUGGUCAUUCGGUGAGUUUAGGACAGCGUGGGGAAGGCUCGACUGCGUACAGGGCUACCAGGUGGGAGAGGGUCAACCCAGACGAUGGAGCCCAGCAGGGAGACGCGUACCUGGGCGCACAGGUUGUUCAGGGCCCGGGGCCGCGCAGAUCCAACCAGCCGGGUCUCACUGCAGAGCCGGUCCCGUAUUACAGCGCAACGACACCGGAUGACAGCUCGUCCUGGACUGUCGGUGACAUCAGGACGGAACCGAGGUCCUCUGCUUCAGAGUCUGAAGAUGGAUAUCAAGCAGAUUUUACAGGUCUUCAUGGAGUCCAGGGGAAGGUUUCGGGCCCACCAUUUGACUCCUUACCACAUUUUACCAAGUGGCUCGCUAUGAGGCCAGUGGUGCAGUGUGAUCAUAGUGUCAUGACCUUCACUGCCUCUGGAGAAGAAAUCAGACACCUGUUCGUGCACAGAGAGGGAGCCUCUCCAAUCUCCCUGUUCCAGUUGCCUUCAUACUGCCGUUACUCAGUGCGGACGUCAUGGAGGGAUCUUGAGAUGAUGGUGCCUUAUGAUGCAUGUUACAUGAUACAAGAGAAUGGCAGUUACGUGCUGCCCAUGUUGUGGUGGGGCAGCCCCCUGAAGCUCUCCUGUCCGGUGCAGAUGUCCACUCCUGUUCCCCCUGUCUCCAACUCUGCCCUCUCAGUCCUGUGCUCCUCCUACGGCAUGGCAUUGCAGAUAAAUGGGCAGGAGCCGGAUAUACGGUUACUGGGGGUCAUAGUGAAUGGACAUUGGGGUCCGUUUGUGUCUGAAGAGUGCGGGUACCGUGUCCCCUCCCAUCCUGGAGAGCUUACCUUCUUCACCUCCUACAGCGCUCCUUGUAUCACUAGUGGAAAUGGCCUUCGUCUCCAGCUCAUGUUAAAUGAUCAGGAAUACGUUCUCUCCUGUCCAGCCAAUCCUCAGUUUCCCAAUGUCCCCUCUCCUCCUCACCCGUCUCCUGUUGACAAUCAGUUCCCCUACAUCCCAGAUCUUGUAUACCCUUUCUCGCCUUACCAGCCUCCUGCAUGGGCCCACGCUACAUCCUCUCCAAACAUUAACCCAGUGCAGGAAAGUUCUACCCACCAAUUUUCCAAAAUACCUGUUGGCUCUUCUGAAUAUGCAUCUGGUGGGUCUUACCCCUACGAGCCGUUCUACUACCCUGCAGUGACACCAGCCCUGACAUCUGAAGCUAAAGAAACGACUACUUCUACUGUUCCUCCACAAAGUCCUAAUUACCCUCAGUAUUCUCUUCAGAUGCCUUGCUAUCCUGCAGCACCACAAGCACCUUCUCCUUUCGCUCCCAGCUCGCCAUCACCUCCUACCCCUUCACAAAAUCAACCCGUGGGUCCACAGUACCCCCACUACCCACCGCACAUACAUCUGCCCCCCGCCAAGGAGACAGAGGCUCCACAAGCCAACUGCCCCCACUCCACUCACACCAUGUGUAGCCAUUACCCUAAUCCCCAUUAUCCCCAUUACCAUCCCCUCUACCUACCACCCUGCCAUCCACCUUACCAGCCUCUGCCCCAGUAUCCAGAGACUCCUCCACCAACCACCACCACUCCUCCCACCACAUCUACCACAGCUCAACCUACUCCACAGAUCCCCCAACUCCAGUGUAUGAUUGGGAGGAUGGUUGUCUUCCUGCCUUUUGCUCACCCAGACUCCAUCCAGGUCAGAGACCAAAUGAUGACAUGGCUGUUGGUCUCCAGUGUGUCUCCAGUGUGUGGGUACAUGAUGCAGACGGCUGAGGGCUCUGGGGUAAUCCUUCACUCUCCUCUGCCGGCCUGCCACAGCCAGUCACAGACUCCCACGACUGUUUCCUUGCCUCUGAGGUUUUGGGACGUUUCCGUUGCACAGUAUAGAAGUCUGGACCCGCAAUGCCCGUAUCAAACUCCCACACCAGUUACCCCAACAGUGUCCCCCACCCCACCCAGCACCACCAAGGGCAAGGGUGGCCAUACUGUUGUUCCAACGCCUAAAGUCUUCUGCUCCUCCCAUCAGAUGACUGUGGAGCUCCCCUCUGGUCCUUUCUCUGGAAUUGUUAUUAAAGACAUCAAAGGGAACCAGAUGACCCUCCAGGAUGCCCCAAAGGACUGUGGGUACUCUGCUGGAAAAGGCAAAGAUGGCAAAACACGUCUGAGUAUCCAGUUACACUCACGCUGCCACGUGAGCGUGCAGGGUAAAAUGUACAUCAUCACUGUCGUCUACAUGACAGUAAAUGGGAUACGGGAGGCUCAGUUUUCCUGUCCGGUUCUUGUCCCAGGGCCUGGACAAGAGUGCAACCUUCCCAGUGAACAGCGUCUCCCCUGUGGACCCAGCUCUGUGUCCCAGCCACAGUGCCUCUCCAUGGGCUGCUGCUUCGACAACCACCCCCUGCCUGCUACUACCCCAUGGAUGAGUGCACUAUUGACCGCCACUUUGUCUUCUCCGUGCCGGCCUCCCUCACGGACCCCCCUCUUUCCCCCGGCCUGCUUGUCGCUGCCGGCAACUCCACCUGCAAACCGCAGAGAGUGACUUCUGAGUACGCCUUGUUCAAGAUCCCUAUGGACGGCUGUGGGGCACGCAGAGUGACAGCGGGGAACACGGUGAUCUACAUGGUGGAAGUCAUCAACAUGGUUCAGACAAUCAGCCUCAACUAUGGCACCAUCACAAGGGAUUC